AACACGUCUAGAGUCGGAGUGCUAGCGUGACUGUGGAAAACGAAAAUGUGCAAAGUGCAAAUGUUGCGAGAGUUGGUGAAGCAGCGACUAAACGUGGCGGUCGAAGAGAUAUUUGAACUCUUUGAGAGGACCAUCGCGGAGUACGAGGAGGAACUUAGUCGAUCAAAAGAGGAGAACGAGCGGCAACGCGAACUCCUGGAAGCUGUUUUUACGCCUCAACCGGACACCCAACAUUCGAUAGAGGUUCCCGCAGAGCCACAGCAGGAAUGGAGCUCCCUCGUGGCGCAGGAGGAGCCGGUCGAGCCUCCCCACAUUAAAGAGGAAGACGAGGACGAGUGGCGCGAUCAGGAGGACGAGCAGCUUCCAGGGCAGGAGGAGGCCGACGUCCCCCGGUUACCGCUGACCGAUCUCCCUUUAAAGCAUGAAGACGAUGAAGACGGAGCUCACUCCUACCAGCUUCAUUACAAUCAAAGUGAGGAGAACACGGAGGCUGCCGGAGGACCUCAAGCAGACGCCAGCUUUGCUCCGCUGUCCGAUAUGGACGACGUGAUGUCGCGCUCGUCCGAGACGGACCACAGCGACGACGCCAAAGGACGUACGAAGCCUUUUAACCACGUUAAAGGCGACCGACUCUUCAACUGCUCCGAAUGCGGCAAGACGUUCAGCCGGAAGGGAACUUUGAACCGACACAUGAGGACGCACACCGGAGAGAAACCUUUCGCUUGCUCAUUUUGCGCCAAAAUAUUCUCCUUAAAGCAUCACAUGGACAGACACAUGAGAAUACACACUGGGGAGAAACCCUUUUCCUGUUUGUUUUGCCCUAAAGGAUUCAGAGACAGGUACAAAAUGAUGACGCACAUGAGGACGCACGCUCCCCAGCUGCCUUUUCCCGCCAGCGACUCCAGUCAACGUUUGUCAACAGAAGCUGACGGAGAACGCUUUCAAGCUCUUCACUCACAACCGGGCAACGUGGCUCCACUAUCAGAUAUGGACGACGCGAUGUCACACUCUUCCGGGAGCGAGCACGGUGACGACACCGAAGGAACUAACAAGGACUCCAAGAAAUUCAUGUGCUCGGAAUGCGGGAAAAUGUUCGGCCGCAUGGGAAGUUUGAACCGACACAUGAUAACGCACACCGGAGAGAAACCCUUCGCUUGCGCAGUUUGCACGAAAAGAUUCUCUUCAAAGGAACACAUGAAAAGACACACUAUGAUCCACACGGGGGAGACGCCGUUCCCGUGCGUCGUUUGCGCUAAAAGAUUCAGAGAUAAGUGUGAAAUGAUACUGCACAUGAGAACGCACACCGGCGAGAAACCUUUUACGUGCUCGGUGUGUCGCAAAUGUUUCUCGCGAAAGGACGAUUUGAUGUUACACGCGAGAACGCACACGGGAGGGCAUUUCACCUGCUCCGUUUGCCAUAAGAGAUUCUCCAGUAAAAAGUAUGUGAUGAUACACAUGAGGACACACACCGGCGAGAAGCCGUUCAGUUGCAACGCGUGCGAUCAGAGGUUCACGUAUAAGUACCAGGUUACCAGACACAAGUGCUCCGGCGAGCACGAAAGCUGCGUGGAUUUAAACGCGUCGGAAGCGACGUCCCAAGCUGGGAUGAUGUACACAUGAACAGACUUUCCAUGUACACUGUUUAAGCAGUUAUGAUAUUCAUAAUUACGUCCAAUUCCCUUCGGGAUGAACCGAUACCACUCUUAUUUUUUAUUAUUAUUUUUUUAUUAUUAUUUUUUUAAUAUAUACAAGUACUGUACUUACAUUUGAGUACACAGUGAUACCAUGUACUGACUACUUGAUAAUCCCAUUGCGUUUUGCAAUCAUGAUGGCAAUAAGUUUUAUUUUUUUAAACAAAGACUGUUUUUAAAAAAAAACAUUUUUCUUGAACAUGGCAUAAGUUGCACUCUAAUAUAUAUAUAUAUAUAUAUAUAUAUUUUUUUUUUGGGAGUAACAACUUGUCAUUACUGACAUUUUUAACAUCCAACCGCAUGUGUCUCAGUCUUAACACCGUCACUUGAAAGUAAAGUAUUUUUUUCCUCAAAAAUCUCAAAUAGUGUAUGUUAGUUGAACACAUUAAUUAAGUGCAAUCAAAAGACUUUUUCACUGUAGGGGGCACUGUGUAAAAGGAGUACAAAUAGUAGUUAAGAGACAACGAAGAACGUAGAGGCUGGUGGAUAUAAACAAGUAGGAAUAUGGCUGUCAUGUUACCUCUGUGUGUUCACUACAGCGUAAAGUGCGUAAAGAGAAAUACAAGACUGCUUCUUGACAGUAUCACCAGCAAAGCAUAAUUGGCAGUUGGCGAAAUGUUUUGUCGUCUAUGUUUACCUUAAAGUGUCGCCACGCGGCUCCUAGCCGGAAGGUAAAUGUCACACUGGUCAAGUGGUAUCGGUAUGUAGUACCGUUGUACUUUUAGGAGUACGAGUACCGUACAGAUGUACAAGACUGUCAUCUAUACUGCUAUCGGUUUCGAUGCUGUUCUACGAUUACUCCAACGGUGCCUGUGGUCAAUGUACGUAUAUCAUAUUCUCUGACAUUA
Molecule: messenger RNA, 2539 nt
Organism: Phycodurus eques (leafy seadragon)
Lineage: Eukaryota; Metazoa; Chordata; Actinopteri; Syngnathiformes; Syngnathidae
Product: gastrula zinc finger protein XlCGF57.1-like
Exons: 2
Coding region: 46-1620 (524 amino acids)
Biological process (GO): regulation of transcription by RNA polymerase II
Cellular component (GO): nucleus
Molecular function (GO): DNA-binding transcription activator activity, RNA polymerase II-specific; RNA polymerase II cis-regulatory region sequence-specific DNA binding
Source: RefSeq, a predicted model, not a curated record